This is a messenger RNA of Stylophora pistillata, 2934 nucleotides long. RefSeq lists its product as uncharacterized. Gene Ontology annotation, biological process: L-histidine biosynthetic process. The record is from RefSeq and is a predicted model, not a curated record. NCBI's taxonomy places the organism in Eukaryota, Metazoa, Cnidaria, Anthozoa, Scleractinia, Pocilloporidae. Gene Ontology annotation, molecular function: glutaminase activity; imidazoleglycerol-phosphate synthase activity.
CUAGAGCCUGUGGUAGACACCCGGUAGAUGUGAGUGCAUUUCGUCUUUUCAGACGUCUGAGGAAGUAUUCCAGUUUAAACAAAAGACACACCUGUAACAAAAACCUAAGACCUCAGAGAUGUCUGAAGUGACAGUCCUUGAUUAUGGAGCUGGAAAUAUUCAAAGUCUCAUCAAUGCUCUAAAACGUCUUGGUUACAAUGUAAAAUUUGUGAAGGAUCCCAAGGAUAUCCUAAAUGCAAAAAGGCUGAUCUUCCCAGGUGUUGGAGCCUUUGGAAGUGCAAUGGCUCUCCUUGAAAGCAGGGGUUAUGUGGAACCACUUAAGAUGUAUGUCCAACAAGACAAGCCAUAUUUAGGAAUUUGUCUAGGCCUUCAGACAUUGUGUGAUGGCAGUGAAGAGUCUCCAGGUACAAAAGGCUUAUCUGUGAUACCUGCUACUGUAAUGCAAUUCAAUAAGGCUAAAGGUCUUGCUGUUCCACAUAUGGGCUGGAAUGGACUGAAGCUUCAUAAGGCAUCAGCCCUGUUCCAAACUGGUUUCUCCAAGGAAGAAAAAGUCUACUUUGUCCACUCAUAUGCUUUAUAUUCACAAAGCAAGGAGAUUGAUGAUUGGGUUCUUGCUACCACUGAUUAUGGAGAGGAGUUUGUCAGCAUUGUGCAAAAGGGAAAUAUUGUUGCUACACAGUUCCACCCAGAGAAAAGUGGAGAAAUAGGAAUUAGUAUAAUCAAGAGCUUCUUGGAAAGUUUCCCAAUCAGUGCAAAGCCUGCAAGGGUUCCUUACCAACUGCCCAAUGCCAGUGAGCCAACACAACUUGGUCAUCGCAUCAUUGCUUGUCUUGAUGUCCGCAGUAAUGAUCAAGGUGACCUUGUAGUCACCAAAGGUGAACAAUAUGAUGUGCGUGAACAAUCUAUUACAGAGAAUAUUCAUUCUGUCACACAAAGUAAGGGUGCUGUGAGAAACCUUGGGAAACCUGUAGAGUUGGCACGUAGGUAUUUCAAGGAAGGAGCAGAUGAAAUAGUAUUUUUGAAUAUUACAAGCUUCAAAAACUGCCCUCUCCAUGAUAUUCCAAUGCUAGAGGUACUUAGGCAAGCAUCUCAAAAUAUUUUUGUCCCGCUCACCAUUGGGGGUGGUAUUCGUGAGAUACAUGCCCCAAGCAAAGCUGGUGACCAAACUAAGAUGAAGUGUUACUCUGCUGUGGAAGUGGCAGCUGAAUACUUCAGAUCUGGAGCAGACAAGGUGUCCAUCGGCAGUGAUGCAGUGUAUGCAGCUGAGAACUACAUAUCAUCUGGUGGGAUAGCAACUGGUCAAACCUCUAUUGAAACAAUAGCAGCUGCAUAUGGAAGUCAGGCAGUAGUUAUCUCAGUUGACCCUAAGCGAGUUUUUGUUCCAUCCCCGAAAGCUGUGCAACAUCAUGUGAUUCAUACAAACUACCCUGGUCCAUCAGGAGAAGAAUUCUGUUGGUACCAGUGCACAGUGAAAGGAGGGCGAGAGUUGCGAGGUAUUGGAGUGUAUGAAAUGGUGCAGGCUUGUGAAGCCCUUGGUGCAGGAGAAAUUAUGCUUAACAGUAUUGACAGGGAUGGAACUAAUAGUGGUUAUGAUCUUGAACUGGUUACCAUGGUUAAAGAAGCUGUUGGUAUUCCAGUGAUUGCUUCCAGUGGUGCUGGUAAUGUUGAUCACUUCUCUGACGUGUUCCAAGGUGCACAUGCUGAUGCAGCACUAGCAGCAGGAAUAUUUCACCGAAACACUGUUACAAUCAGGGCUGUUAAAGAGCAUUUGUUGAGUGAAGGGAUCCCUGUCAGAGUCAACACAGACUGCUAAAAAAAAAUUACCUUAAAUUUACAUUCAGACACCAUCUGUGAUAAAGUAUCAUAAAUUUUUCUAAAUAAUAAUCAGUCUCAGUUGAGGCUAGAAAUAAGAACUCCCUGAAAAGACCUGUCUGCUGACAUUUAAAGGAUAGUUAUAGUCAGGGCGAAGGGUUGAAAAAUGUUCACUUUUAACCCUUGAACUCCCAGAAAUGUUUAAGAUGUAACUUAUCAGUACAAUAUCCUUACAUUACCCAACAAAAAGGUCAUGAGAAAACUCACACUUAAUAGGUAGAAGUUGCGAUCUUGAUCUAUCACCAAAUUUUCAUAACAUACGUGUAAGGAAAUGUGUAGCAUCUAGAGGGCAGAAUAAAAAUCACAUCUUGGGAGUUCAAGGGUUAAAAUAGUUUGGUUCUUGCUGACAAAAACAGCCAUCUCACAUUGAGCUUCCUAUUUCAUCAUUGGAAAAGCAACCAAGAUCGUAAGCCGCCUCUAAACUUCAAUUCAUGUGUGUUUUUCUGUUUUUCAAAGAACAUGCUUUUAAUUACUAAGGUUACAAACCUUCAGACAUCCAUUGGUGGCCCAUGCAAGUUGUAAUUAAAAAUAAUUUUCUUAAGCUACUGAGGAUAAAGGUUAUAUAAAAUGAAGAAGGUAGUAAUAUUCCUUCCUAAAUUUAUUUAAAGGAUAGUUUGAGGAAUUGUAAAAUUGAUACAUGCAUGAAUGUCACAUUAUUCAACUGGGAAAGAAAGGGAUGACAGAGAGUCUUUUUCUCAAUUUUUGGUAAAACAUGUUUGUUGACAGGGUAAUUUUUACUUAAUACCCCCAUCUGAAUUGUAAAAGUAUUCUCAUUGCUGAAGGACGACAUUUAAUGUCCAUUGAGCAUUGUAGCCUUAGAUGUUGAGAAUUAAGUGUCUGAUCACUUUCCUCUGGCAGUCUGCUUUUGGAAUAUUACCGUGGGGUUUUUAAUUAGCCUUUCACCCAAUGAAUAUAUCAUUUGAGUAACCAAUCACUCCCAAGUGAUACUUUCAGCUCAGUUGUUUGCAUUUGAUCAUACUAGUAUUUACUGCAUCGUAUUUAUUAAAAGAUAAUUUAUAAGCAAUGUCGUGUAAAGUACAAAUACACUGGCUGUAUGCAAUA